AUGGCACUGACUCCAGGCUCCACCAGAUGCCCACAAUACUUGCAGUUCGCGGUCGAUCUCGCUGACGACGCCCUGUCAUGCUUUGAUUGGGCUCUGCGUGGCUCGUCCUCCUGUAAUUUCGCUCGCAAGCUUAGCCCCGCCUAUGGAGUCGAGACUUCUGGUAUGGGUACUGAGUACAGUGCAAAUAUGCAAAUAUUGAAUGCGGUGCAUCUGUGA
Messenger RNA from Penicillium malachiteum, 216 nucleotides. RefSeq lists its product as uncharacterized. The transcript has a single exon. Lineage: Eukaryota; Fungi; Ascomycota; Eurotiomycetes; Eurotiales; Aspergillaceae. Bases 1 to 216 code for a protein of 71 amino acids. The record is from RefSeq and is a predicted model, not a curated record.